Messenger RNA from Penaeus indicus, 1812 nucleotides. RefSeq lists its product as uncharacterized. Bases 15 to 533 code for a protein of 172 amino acids. The record is from RefSeq and is a predicted model, not a curated record. NCBI's taxonomy places the organism in Eukaryota, Metazoa, Arthropoda, Malacostraca, Decapoda, Penaeidae. The transcript has 4 exons.
AGCGUUGUUUCAAGAUGUCUGAUCUGAGGCUCUUGCUCCUGGUCGGCCUGCUCUCUCUGUCCCCGGGUCAAGGCGAGAGAUUCUUCCGUUCCUUUUCAAUAAGCUGCUCCGAUUAUCGCGUUCUUGGAACUAUUAUCUAUUAUCCCUCUGAAGGCAUGAACCGAACCUUAUUGACCCUUCCUAUUGAGGACACGAACCAAACCUUAUACGUCGGACCGAAGGCGAAUGGAACCUCCAAAGUACUUCUGAAGUUUGGAGGAAAAUCUGAGUCGGUCAACCUCACGACGCAACUCCAGAUCCGCUUGUGGGAUGACGGCAUCAAGUUCUGUGUUGAAGUUUCUGGAGAAAGGAUAUGCAACAACCAUACAAACUAUUUUGAAAUAGAGUCGAACGACACUUUUUCUCUUGACUGUCCCAGUAUUUCCCAAAGUGAGUUGGAUUUAUUUUAUCUUUGCAUGCAUCACUCUACUUGCAGCUUCUGGAUUCAGUUAUUGCUAUUUUUUAUUAAUUCUAAUCAAUUUAGGUUUUUUUAGUUUAGUUUUUAUCCCAUUUGUUGCAAUGGAUAUUCUUGGUUUGGCUAGUUCUAUUUUGCUUCUAAAUUACCCCAUGUGCAGAAAUGGCCGUGGUUACCCUCCGCUUUUAUCCUUUAUUUGUUUAUCCUUUGUACACACUUCACGCCUUUGAGACAUUUGCAGUACCGUGGCAUCCAAAUAAGGGGCAUGGCCAGGCCACCGCUUCCCCGUCUCAUGGGAGUGGCACUCGUCCUCCUCGAGCAUGGCGUGGUGACCUGGAGGCCCGGGGAGCAAAGCAGCUCGUCAAAGGGGAAGUUGUGGGUGAUUAUUAGAGACAAGUCUACAUGAGACAAGUCAGAAGACUACGUUCUCAUAACAUCAUUGUUCGGGGUGUCUGCGGAUAGGUUUAUCCAGCAUUAGGGUCGCUUUCACACCAAGGUGGCACGUCACCCGUGGCAUGCCAUUUGAAAAUGAACACUUGAAAAUAUAUGGAACGUUUCACACAGAUGUGAAGUGGCACGUCGCAUUUGCCACGAGCAACCGGCGUCUGUUAUUUUUCAGCAUGCGAUCAAUCACCUCGGACAUGUCAGACACUAAUGAAGCUUUUACAGUCAUAGUUAAGAUAAUAUAAAAACGUUAGGAUCAAACAACAUAAUAUAAAAGGAAAUUGUUGGGUGUAUAACACACAGAGUAAAUUCGAAAAGACUUGACAGAUUUCCUGCAAAAACAUUCGACACAUUGCUUCGGUCACCCAGUGAGAGAAGCUUUGGAUGAGAGGGUAACCGCGCGCAGUCUUGCAGGAGAAUACAGUCCGAUGUGUGCUUGAUCUCGUGCACAGCCAGGUCUUCCAGAUGAUGAGCCAAUCAACACAUUUGUACAAACUGUGAGGAAAUACAAAUGUUUGUAUGAUGAAACAUCUACUCAGUUCAGUGACGAUACUUUCCGUGGUGGAAUUAUCCCAAUAUUUUGUUUGUGAAAAAAAACGUACAAGCAUUUUCAGGUAAUAGUUCAGUACUUUGUUUCGAAUUUUGUAUCAGUGAUUUCAUUCUCCAACAAAUAUGUUGCCGCUUCUGCUACCCAACACUUAUGUGUAGUAGCUACACCUUAGGGGUCACUCCGCCUACGCCCUGGACAGAGAGAGAAGGGGGUAUGGAACAAGUGCCACACAUUCUGCCCCAAAGUCCUCCACCAAGUGACAUAAAUAUAUAUAUCUUGUGAACCGAUUGAAAGCGGUCUGACACGCGCCACGUGCAACCUAGGUCUGAAAUCACUUUUCAGUUGACACCACCUGCUGUUUGCC